This is a messenger RNA of Colletes gigas, 1099 nucleotides long. Its product is annotated as abasic site processing protein HMCES. The transcript has 6 exons. Gene Ontology annotation, biological process: DNA damage response. NCBI's taxonomy places the organism in Eukaryota, Metazoa, Arthropoda, Insecta, Hymenoptera, Colletidae. Gene Ontology annotation, molecular function: single-stranded DNA binding. The coding region runs from base 56 to 1030 and encodes 324 amino acids. The record is from RefSeq and is a predicted model, not a curated record.
CUGAUGGAACAUGAGAUUAAGACUAUACUAACAUCAUCACAGUGACACGAGCAAUAUGUGCGGUCGAGCGGCUUGUUCUCUGAAUCCGGAGACUUUGUGCGAUGCUUGCGGCUACAAGGAUGCGAAUGGCAAACUACGUAGAACCUCGUGGACUAAAAGCGACGUCGAGUACAAACCGUCAUAUAAUAUCGGUCCCAAGGAUGCCCUUCCAUGCGUCGUACCUGGAUCACAAUUUGGAGAAACACACGAGAGAGUCCUUUGUGCUAUGAUGUGGAGUGUGAUUCCGCCGUGGCACGAGGGAGACUAUAAGAAGAGUAGCAUCGCGACGCAUAACGCGCGUCUGGAGAAUCUUAGGAAUUCGAAAUUAUAUGCUCCACUGCUUCAUAAAGGACAGAGAUGUAUUGUGAUUUGCGAAGGAUACUACGAAUGGAAAGCUGGGAAUACUAAGAAAGAUUCUAAACAACCCUAUUACAUUUAUGCAGCUCAAGAGAAGGGUGUAAGAGCAGAUGAUCCCGCAACAUGGAAAGAUGAAUGGUCAGAAGAUGGAUGGAAAGGAUUUAAGGUUUUGAAAAUGGCGGGAAUAUUUAAUAAAUAUAAAACUGGAGAGGGUAAAACAAUAUAUAGCUGCAGCAUUGUUACAACAGAGUCUAACAAUGUCAUCUCUUGGAUGCAUAAUCGUGUACCUGUAUUUUUGAACACGGAAGAAGCUUCGCAAAUCUGGCUAAAAAAAGAGCUAUCGGUAACUCAGACCAUUGAGUUGUUAAGUAAUACAACAUUAGCAGUUGGGGAUUUGUCUUGGCACACGGUCUCGACUUUGGUUAAUAACGUACACAACAAAGACGAUGCUUGCAGAAAAGAAACGAAAAAUAUAGAAGGGAAAAAGAACAACCCUAACACUUUCAUGGCUUCUUGGCUGAAGAAGGGGAGUGCAGAGUCAGCUAAGAGAAAAAGUACAAAUACCGAUGAUGACCAUAGUGGCAAAGGUGAAAACGGCGAUAAAACGCUUUCAAAAGUUCCAAGGAGAAACUAAUAUUUCCUAAUAUUAAACGAGUAUAUUACCGUCAAAGUAUUAGCUAUUAAAUAUUAAUAUUUUCUACUU